Messenger RNA from Microbotryum saponariae, 2743 nucleotides. Lineage: Eukaryota; Fungi; Basidiomycota; Microbotryomycetes; Microbotryales; Microbotryaceae. The record is from the annotation of a GenBank genome assembly.
AUGCUCAUCGGGGAUCUCUUGCUGCCUUGCGUCUUCGCAGCGCUCGGGAGGCUAGUACUCGCUUCUCCAUUGCCUCUCAGCGAGUGAGUAUAUGCUCGUCCCGGCCGUGCGAGGCUCGAGCUUGGGAGUGGGAGCAGGCACCUGCGCACAGUGGGUGUGUAUUUCUGCGGCGCAGUGUUGUUGACUUUUUCCAUUCCUUUGCGCUUGCGGAAAAGGUUUGAGACCGAGCUGCACCGACACAAAACCUCGCCGGGACAGCCGGACAAGGGGCGCGUCUUUCACUCGGCGUACAAACCCCUCUGGGAGGCUCAUCGUCGUGGACAGCAACUUGAAACACUCAAGAAAGUCACCUACGACCAUGAUGACUACACACUAUCCUCCGACUUCGAGAUCACCGACAUACCGACCGAGCGUAAUUACUACUUUGACGUUUCGGAGGUGACCGCAGCCCCUGAUGGGGUGACGCGCAAAAUGUUUCUCGUGAAUGCGCGAGUGAACGGAGAGUUGAUCGAGGCGAACGAGGGUGAGUCACUAGACGCAAACUCGUCCGGCUAUAGCGAGGACAAACAGGUACCUACCAUUGAGCUUGUACACGAACUACAGGUGACACGAUCAAGCUGCAUGUCAGGAACUGGCUUCGCGUCGGUACCGGCAUCCAUUUCCAUGGCAUCCCGCAAGCCCACGUCAACUACUUCGAUGGUCCUGUUGGUGUCGUCACCUGCCCAAUCGCUUCGAAGAGCGAGUUCACUUUUUCCUUCAAGCUAGAGAACGUGUGCGGCACCUACUUUUGGCACGGCCAUCGUGGUCCUCAAUUAGGGGAUGGCAUUCACGGGCCUGUGGUCGUGCAUUGCCUCAACGACGCUCUCAAGAAGGGCGCAGAUUUCGAUCGCGAACAGGUCGUCAUGGUCACUGACAACUAUCACGAGCUUUCUUCAGUCAUCAUGGAUAAGUUGCGCUCACCCGCUGGUGUUUACGGGGUAAGCAUGACACUUCUUCGUGAGGAUCAGUAGCUGAGGCAGAUGCUGACAGAAUCCGCCAACCUCACAUGCAGUCCACCUCGGCGCCAACGCCCAAAUCAGGGCUCAUCCAAGGUCGAGGUGAUUUUGACUGCAAAAACAGGACCAACAUCCUCAAGGGACAUUCGUGCAAGAAGCAGAGCAUCUACAGUGAGAUCGCCGUUCCUGCAGGUUCGCUCACUCGGUUGAGAUUCAUCAACGCCGGAAUGCACGGUGCGUACCUUUAUCAUCUAAUUCGUGUCGUCAGCGCGCACACGCACUGAUGACAUCCUGGCGGGAUCUACAGCGUUUUGGCGGAUCUCGGUCGACGAACAUGAGAUGAAACUUAUCGGUAAGUCUGUGAGGCGGGGGCUGUAUUUCGCUUGCACGCCUUACCUGACCAUGCCCGUCACUCUACUUCCAGAGGUUGACGACACCGCCAUCGAUGCCGUCGGUAUGCCUCGAAUCCCUAUCAAUGCUGGCCAACGCUUCUCAGGCGUCCUCGAUACCCGGUCCGACAAAGCUGGGUCGAGCUUCUGGAUGAGAUCCUUUGCGGCGACGCAGUGUUUCCGCGCACCCCUGAAUGGGUUCAACCCCGAGACAUUGGCCAUCGUCCGCGUUGUCGAUCCAACGAUUGAUUGUUCUUCGACUUCAUCAAGUUCGGGAAAACAGAUAUUACCUACUUCUACACCAUUCCCGCACGACCUAGUUGAGCUGUGCGAGGACCCUGCGACUAGUGAGUGCAUAAUACGCGGUUUUUGUUUGGAUUGAACCUGACUGCUAAUACAAAUCGUACUCCGUCCAGGUAUCCUGAGACCACGAGUGGCAGAGAACACCGCUGAUACUGCGGAUCAGGUGGACUAUUUCAAUGCAACAUAUAUACUCGCGGCGGAGGGAGGUCGAUUCUACAUGGAUGGGAUCAGCUUGUGAGUGAGAUUGCUAUGGUUGCCGUUGGCCGCCGGCUGACGGACUGGCUUAUAAACCCUCGACGCAGCGAAACCUACGCUUACGAGUGAGUGAACAUAUUUCGAGUAUCUUACAUUACAGAGCUAUUGCUGACUCUCACCGUCCCCUGUUACAGCCCUUUGCUGUUCCGGGCGAUUCGAGGCGAAUCCAUCGCCAACCGCUCUGCAACGGUGAUCAUGUCCGAAACGACCGGCGAAGGUGGUCGAGCCAGAGUCCACGACAUCAUCGUCAACAACCCCGGAGGCGGUGCCCACCCUUUCCAUCUCCAUGGUCCGCGAUCCGGUAUCGUUGGGGGUGGGGAUGGCACCAUCUCCAAGGAGACGUGGGCGACUAUGACGCCUAUGACUCAAAACCCCACGCGCCGAGAUGUGUUCACCGUCGCACCCAACUCGUACAUUGUGAUCCGCAUCGUUGCGGACCUAGUAGGUGUACAUGCGUUUCAUUGCCAUGUUUCACCUGUGCGUUUUACAGAAUGUCUUUUGCGUGUCGAACGGAGCUAGAAGUCAUUCCGAAGCAAGCUGCUGACACGAUGAUACCGUUCAUUGCGCAGCACACGAGCGUGGGCAUGGCAGGAGCGUUGGUCGUCCGACCCGACCUCAUUCGCCAGAUCCAGCUACCCCAAGAAAGCAUCGACGUGAGUACUUGGAGCGCUCGCAGUUUUGAUUUCUUCAGAACACCUACAAUCUGACCAUGAACCCCUUUUUUAUCAACAGAUGUGCAAAGCGUCUCAUUACGACUCUGGCUUUUCCGAGGAGACACCCGAGUCCGCGCGUCGUCGGUGA